Molecule: messenger RNA, 1058 nt
Organism: Hevea brasiliensis (rubber tree)
Lineage: Eukaryota; Viridiplantae; Streptophyta; Magnoliopsida; Malpighiales; Euphorbiaceae
Product: probable glutathione S-transferase
Exons: 2
Coding region: 64-750 (228 amino acids)
Biological process (GO): glutathione metabolic process
Cellular component (GO): cytoplasm
Molecular function (GO): glutathione transferase activity
Source: RefSeq, a predicted model, not a curated record
UAUUGGCACUAUUACAAUUUUCCCCAAUGAAAAUUGUGCAUAUAUACAUGAGCUAAUUAUCAUAUGAUCAUUGCAUAUCAACAGAUCAUGGCAGAAGAGGUGAAGCUAAUAAACUCAGGGUCAAGUCCCAUUGGGUUGAGGGUUGUUUGGGCACUAAAGCUGAAGGGCAUCCAAUAUGAGUUCAUUGAAGAAGAUCUCUUCAACAAGAGUACUUUACUUCUCCAACAUAAUCCAAUUUACAAGAAAGUUCCAGUGCUGAUACAUAAUGGAAAGCCAAUUGUAGAAUCUCUAAUCAUUCUUCAAUACAUAGAAGAAACUUGGAAGCAAAAUCCUAUUUUGCCUGCUGAUCCUUAUGAGAAAGCCAUGUCAAACUUCUGGGCAAACUUUGGUGAUGAUAAGGUUCUGCCAUCAAUAUGGUAUGCUUUUAUCAAGAAAGGUAAAGAGCAAGAGGUAGCUAUAACUGAGGCCUGGGAGAACUUGAAAUUUUUAGAAGAAGAGCUAAGAGGAAAGAAAUUCUUUGGUGGGGAAAAUAUAGGACUAGUAGAUAUUGCAUCUGGUUGGCUUGCUAUAACUGUAAGUGUAUUGGAGGAGCUGGUUGGAAUCAAAGUGAUUGAUGGAGAGAAGUUUCCAUUGUUGGUGAGAUGGAUGAAAGUUUUCUCAGACUCUCCUGUGAUCAAAGAAAACUGGCCGCCCAGAGAUGCGCUAAUGUCCACAUAUAGUGCUUUUCUUCAAAGUUGCCAUUCUAAUUGAUUCAAGGCCAAGCAUGCACCCAAAAUAGGAUGGGAUGAAAGUUCUUAAUUGUGCAUUAGAGUCCUUUUCUGGGGUUGGAUCUUAUGUACUGUUUAAUUAUCCAUACAGAUUCCUGUCUCUUUUGUUUUAUUUCUGUCACCUUUUUCAGCUAUUGUGUGAUAGUUUUUAUUUUUGCUGCUGGUGUUCUACUUUGUUGAGUGUUUUUUAUUUUUUGGGUUAAUCCUAUGGGUACCAUGGUACUCUGGCUUAGUUGGUGCCCAUCAUUGUUCAUCUUUCUUUUUAUUAAUAAAGGUCUGCUUAUAAAAAAA